This is a messenger RNA of Drosophila eugracilis, 3514 nucleotides long. It is a transcript of the gene Prp39, whose product is annotated as pre-mRNA-processing factor 39. Lineage: Eukaryota; Metazoa; Arthropoda; Insecta; Diptera; Drosophilidae. Bases 49 to 3303 code for a protein of 1084 amino acids. Gene Ontology annotation, cellular component: U2-type prespliceosome; U1 snRNP; commitment complex. Gene Ontology annotation, molecular function: protein binding. Gene Ontology annotation, biological process: RNA processing; mRNA 5'-splice site recognition. The transcript has 8 exons. The record is from RefSeq and is a predicted model, not a curated record.
AUUUAUCGAUUCUACCGGGAUAUAUAUCGAUAUCAAUGUAUAAUAAACAUGGCGUCAGAGGGAGAAAACGUUGUGAUGGAAAGUCCAGGUCGCCGCACACGUUCUGGCCGAAAGGCUGCAUCUCCGGCUGCAUCGUUACCCACGAGGAACACUAGACGCACAUCGAAGCGGAACGUCCAGCUAAGUGAACCGGAAGAGGAACCCGAAGAGCGGGCAGCAGAGGAGGUGAUCAUGAUUCUGGAUGACGAGGAUCAAUUUGCAGGGGCGGCCACCGAGGAGGCACCCGCUUUGGAACCACAGUUUGAGGAAACCCAACAUCAGUUGGACGACGAUGUUGAGAUGCUGACGCCCGCCGAAACUGGCGGAGUGGAUGAGAAGAGCUCUUCCUUUCCAUUUGGUACAGUGGCGGAGCAACAUUCAGAAACUAGCGAUGACAUCAAGGAGAGUCGCGGACAGGCUGGCGUGGACACCCUGCUAGCUUCUAUGGCAGGCGAUAAUGCCAACAGUCUGCCAUCUGUGGGUGGAAAUGAUGAGAGUGACAACACAAAAAAGGCAGAUUUUGAGUACAAUGUUGAGGCUCUACAGCCACAGACAGAGAAACUGAACUCGUCUGAGGACUCCAGCUCCCAUCAUGCCAUAGCCGAAGAUCUGGCUGAUGAGGCAGACAACAGUAAUGCCACCAUUGUCAACACGGAAAUUAUAUCCGAAGAUGAACUGCCUCCACCCAGCAAACCAGAAAUCAAUGAUGCCGAGGAAGUCUCCGACGAGGAGCUGCCAGCUCCGCAGCGGGCGGAGUUGCCAGCGGAUGCUGAGGUUAUCUCCGAGGACGAGCUGCCCACCCACAAUAAUAACAACACCACCACUGAGCCCAAGGCUGCUUUAAAGCGCAAAGCGGAAAAUAAUACCGAUAAGGGGGCUGAAGAUAAGGAAACAAACAGUAUGGAAAAAAGCACAAAAGAUAAGUCUGUGGAGCAAUAUAAUCCGGGAAGCCCAACAUCUGAGAGUAACGAUUCUCCGCCUUUAGAGAAGAAAGUCAAGGUUGAGGAAUCUGAAAACAAAGAAAAAAAGAAGGAAAAGGAGCGCGAUAAGGAUAAAGAUAAGGAGAAGGAAAAGGACAAAGAGAAAGAUAAGGACAAGGAGAAGGAGCGCAAGAAGCUGCCUGACCUGGAUAAAUACUGGAGGGUUGUCAAAGAGGACUCUACCGACUUCACCGGUUGGACGUAUCUAUUGCAAUAUGUGGACAGUGAGUCCGAUGCAGAGGCGGCUCGAGAGGCCUACGACACAUUCCUGUCUCACUAUCCCUACUGCUAUGGGUACUGGCGCAAGUACGCUGACUACGAGAAGCGCAAGGGCAUCAAGGCCAACUGCUACAAGGUCUUUGAGCGCGGGUUGGAAGCUAUUCCCUUGUCGGUGGAUCUGUGGAUCCACUACCUGAUGCACGUCAAGUCCCACCAUGGAGAAGAUGAACAGUUCAUCCGUACCCAGUACGAGCGAGCAGUGAAGGCGUGUGGCCUAGAGUUCCGCUCGGACAAACUCUGGGACGCUUAUAUUCGAUGGGAGAACGAGUCAAAACGCUACCAUCGUGUAGUCCAAAUCUAUGAUAGGCUAUUGGCCAUACCCACCCAGGGUUAUAAUGGUCAUUUUGACAAUUUCCAGGAUAUGAUUAAUCAGCAUGCUAUUACCAGCACGAUUGGCAAGGAGGAGCUGGUCCGCCUACGUAAAGAUUUCCACGAGCGUCAGCAGAGCAAGUCCUCAAAGUCCUCGUCAAAGCAUCGACGUGACAGCAGCAGCUCUAAGGACAAGGAGUCAAAGGAUCGAGAACGGGAAAAGGAUAAGGACAAGGACAAGGACAAAGACAAAGAUAAGGACAAGGACAAGGAGAAGCGGGACUCAGGCGGCGGUGGUGCUGGUAAGUCGCCUAAAGAUACUAGUGAAACUCAUGUCGAUGAAUCAGAUAGUACUACCGAUCUGAUCGAAAGCGAAUCAACGCCUGCUUCUUCAAAACCGGCACUCCCGAUCGAUUUCAGUGAUUUAAGCACGCUGAAUGACGAGGAGAUAGCCAGCAUAAAGGAACGUGCGAUAUCUGCGCGCCGCAAAAUCCACAAGGCGACCGUAAGCGCAGUGACCGCCCGAUGGUCCUUCGAGGAGGGCAUUAAGCGGCCAUACUUUCAUGUAAAGCCUCUUGAGCGAGCACAACUGAAGAAUUGGAAAGACUACAUCGAUUUUGAGAUCGAAAAGGGCGAUCGUGAGCGUGUCCUGGUUUUGUUUGAAAGAUGCCUUAUCGCCUGCGCUUUGUAUGACGAGUUCUGGCUAAAGAUGCUUCGUUAUCUGGAAUCCUUAGAGGAUCAGAGCGGUGUGAACAACCUUAUACGCGAUGUCUUCCGUCGCGCAUGUCGCAUUCAUCAUCCGGAUAAGCCCAGUUUGCAUUUAAUGUGGGCCGCCUUCGAGGAGUGUCAGUCAAACUUUGAUGCCGCUGCUGAAAUUUUGGAGCGCAUCGAACAACGUUGUCCUCAUCUCCUGCAGAUUGCUUAUCGUCGGAUCAACGUGGAACGACGUCGCGGAUCGCUGGACAAAUGUCGCGAGCUGUACAAGCACUAUAUAGAAAGUACAAAGAAUAAGGGUAUUGCCGGCAGCCUGGCCAUUAAGUAUGCCCGUUUUCUCAACAAAAUCUGUCAUGAUCUCGAUGCAGGUUUGGCAGCCCUGCAGCAAGCUCUGGAACGUGAUCCCGCCAAUACUCGAGUGGCCCUGCAAAUGAUCGAUCUGUGCUUGCAGCGGUCUAAGGUGGAUGAGCAGGAGGUGGUUAAAAUUAUGGAUAAGUUUAUGGCCCGACCGGAUAUUGAACCUGAUCAGAAGGUACUGUUUGCCCAGCGCAAAGUCGAGUUCCUAGAGGACUUUGGCAGCACAGCCAAGGGUCUGCAAGAUGCACAGCGCGCUCUGCAGCAGGCUCUAAGCAAAGCCAAUGAAGCUCAAAAGAAGGGUGAUAGUAGUCCUAGUCGCAAAAACUCGUCUACAGGUAGCAAAGAUGGAUCUGGCGCCUCCGGAUCAGCAUCAGCGGCAGCCUACAACAAUGGUGGCUCGGCCGCGGCCGCAACAGGCUACAACUAUGGUGCGGCCAAUACUUAUUACGGACAGCAGAGUACCAGUGGAGGUUCUUAUCCCCCGCAGCCCCCGCAGCCCCCACAGCAGCAGGCGUCCUAUGACUCCUACUAUAACCAAUGGGGUUAUGGACAAGGUGGUGCCAGCAACAGUAGUAAUGUUGGAUACAACUACGGUCAAUGGAGCGGCUAUACAAACUACUACUAAGAUCCUAGCCUAUAUCCAACUCAAUCCCCCAUAUCUCUAAGACGCCCAAACUCGUUUAGUUUUGCUUGCUGAUUUGUUAAGUAAUAUACGUCUAACUGUAAUUUUUUAUCAAUUUCUAAUACAUAUUGAUAUGUAGGGUAUUUAAUUGCGCCCUCACAUACGCCCCACAAUGCGUACAAUAAAAGAUAUCUGCUAAAUCGGUCCACCAUAA